AUGGGUGAUCCUUCUGAAGGAGAGCAGAAGCCAGAGCGCAUCCUCAAGCGCCACCUGUACGAAUAUGCUGAGCGCAAGCGUACCGAUGGUCCUUAUGCCGACAACAUUGACAUCGAUGUCCUGAUCGUAGGAGCGGGUUUUGGUGGAACCUACUUACUAUAUGAGAUGCGCAAAGCUGGCUUCAAGACUGUACUAUACGAAGCCGGUCAAAGCUUUGGGGGUACCUGGAGAUGGAACGUCUAUCCAGGUGCUCGCGUCGAUUCCGAAGUCCCUAUCUACCAGCUCUCGAUUCCUGAAGUCUACGAAAGUUGGUCUUGGACAACCAACUACCCAGACUGGCGCGAAUUACAGGCCUACUUUGACCAUUGCGACAAAGUCUGCAACCUGAGUAAGGACUGCGCGUUUGGGACCGUGGUGACUUCGGCCGAAUUCAAUACCGAUGAAGGAAAGUGGCAUGUUGGCACCGCCGACGGACGCAAAGCGAAAGCCCGGUUCUUGAUCAUUGCAGCUGGCUUUGCAGCCAAGAGAUAUAUUCCCGACUACGCGAGCAUGGACAAGUUCAAAGGCAUCAUGCAUCAUUCAUCUUUCUGGCCUAUAGAGGGGGUAGAUGCCCGUGGUAAGAAGGUUGCUGUCAUCGGCACCGGUGCAUCGGGCGUGCAAAUCAUUCAGGAAUGGGGCCCAGAGGUCGAGCAUUUGACCGUGUUCCAACGCACUCCAAAUCUAGCUCUUCCAAUGGGCAAACGCGAUAUGUCCAAAGAGGAACAAGAUGCUCUUAAACCGGCGUAUGCGGAACUUCUGCGUAUGCGUGAGCAUAACUUUGCAGGGUUCACGUAUGAUUUUGCCGAGCGUAACACCUUUGAAGACUCCCCAGAGGAGCGAGAGGCUGUGUACGAGGCGCUGUGGAAGAAAGCCGGAUUUGGCCUGUGGCUGGGCUCACAUAAGGACUAUCUCUUUGACGAAAAGUCCAAUCGCUGUGUGUACGACUUCUGGCAGAAGAAGCAAGCCCCAAGAGUUAAGAAUCUGGAGAAACGUGCGAUUCUCAUCCCAGAGGAACCACCACACCCGUUUGGUGUCAAGCGACCGUGUCUGGAGCAGAAUUACUACGAAGUUCUUGACCAAGACAACGUGAGCAUUGUGGAUAUCUCCAGUAAAUCCGGGAACGAGAUAGUCGAAUUCACGGAGAAGGGGAUUAAGACCAAGGACGGAAAGGAGCACGAGUUUGACAUCAUCGCGCUGGCAACAGGAUUCGACAUCACCACGGGCGGGAUGACCAAUAUGGGGUUGAAAUCGAUCAACAACACGACGCUACAGGAUGAGUGGCGUAAAGCUGCCUACACCUACCUCGGAACUACCAUCGCCGGGUACCCCAACAUGUUCCACCUGUACGGACCACACGGCCCUACCUUGCUCUCGAAUGGACCGUCGAGCGUGGAGGUCCAGGGUCGUUGGAUUCGGGAUGCCAUCAAGCAAGUCGACCGCCAGGGUCUGAAGUACAUCAACCCGACCCAGGAAGCUAGUGAGAAAUGGAAGCAGCAUAUCAAUGACCUGAGUAAUAUCACCUUGCUACCGACGACGAAGAGCACAUACAUGGGCGGCAGUGUACCCGGGAAAGCAUUUGAACAGGUCAACUAUGCAGGGGGCAUUCCAGCGUACGUCAAGGAGAUUCGAGCGGUAUUGCCAGGUUUCACCGGCUUUGAAACCGUCAAAUGA
Molecule: messenger RNA, 1710 nt
Organism: Exophiala aquamarina CBS 119918
Lineage: Eukaryota; Fungi; Ascomycota; Eurotiomycetes; Chaetothyriales; Herpotrichiellaceae
Exons: 2
Coding region: 1-1710 (569 amino acids)
Molecular function (GO): oxidoreductase activity
Source: RefSeq, a predicted model, not a curated record